AUGCCUCGAGCUCCAAAGCGUCGGCGUUACAUGCUUGAGGAAGACCUGCAGGCCCAAAUUGAGACACAGGGCCUUGUGGAUGCACAGGCUUCCACACCUGUGGAUGAGGAGGAUACUUCCUCUUCCUCCUCCACUUGCUCCUCCUCUUUCCCCUGCUCCUCUUCCUCCACUUCCUCCUCUUGCUAUCCUCUAUUGUCAAGUACCCCAGAGGAAGAUUUUGGUUUUGAUGAGCUACCAAGUCCUUCCCAGAGUCCUCCAACAACCUUGUCUUCCCCCACUGUCAUGACCUCUACUCCAUGCAGUCAAUCUGAUGAGGCCUCCAGCCAAGGAGAGGAGGGUCCAAGUACCUCACAGGCCCUUCCAGGCAGUACAUCCUUGCCCAGAAGUGAGAUAGAUGAAAAGGUGAAUGAUUUGGUAGAAUUCCUACUCCUCAAGUAUCGAAUGAAAGAGCUGACCACGAAAGCAGAAAUGCUGAAUAGUGUCAUUCAAAAUUACCAAGAUCACUUCCCUGUGAUCUUCAGCGAGGCCUCUGAGUGCAUGCAGUUGGUCUUUGGCAUUGACAUGAAGGAAGUGGACCCCUCCAACCACUGCUAUGUCCUUGUGACUACCCUGGGCCUCACCUACGAUGGGAUGCUAAGUGAAGUCCAGGGCAUGCCCAAGGCUGGCCUCCUGGUACUUACUCUGAGCAUUAUAUUUAUGGAGGGAAACUGUGCCCCUGAGGAGGUUGUCUGGGAAGCACUGAGUAUGAUGGGGGUGUAUGCUGGGAGGGAACACUUUAUCUAUGGGGACCCCAGGAAGCUUAUCACCCACGAUUGGGUGCAGGAAGAGUACUUGGAGUAUCGGCAGGUGCCCAACAGUGAUCCUGCUCACUUCGAGUUCCUGUGGGGUCCGAGGGCCCACAUUGAAACCAGUAAAAUGAGUCUCUUGGAAUUUUUGGCUAAGAUCAAUGGGAGUGAUCCCAAAUCCUUCCCAGUGUGGUAUGAGGAGGCUUUGAGAGAUGAGGAAGAGAAAGCCCAGGCCAGAAUUGCCACAACAGAUGAUGCUACUACCAUGACCAGUUCAAGUUUUAGUGCCACUAGCAGUAUUUUCUGCCCAGAGUAA
Sciurus carolinensis (gray squirrel) is the source of this 1101-nucleotide messenger RNA. RefSeq names its product melanoma-associated antigen 10-like. The coding region runs from base 1 to 1101 and encodes 366 amino acids. The transcript has a single exon. Gene Ontology annotation, cellular component: nucleus. Lineage: Eukaryota; Metazoa; Chordata; Mammalia; Rodentia; Sciuridae. Gene Ontology annotation, biological process: negative regulation of transcription by RNA polymerase II. Gene Ontology annotation, molecular function: histone deacetylase binding. The record is from RefSeq and is a predicted model, not a curated record.